Myotis myotis is the source of this 4238-nucleotide messenger RNA. It is a transcript of the gene CUNH2orf42, whose product is annotated as chromosome unknown C2orf42 homolog. The transcript has 10 exons. Gene Ontology annotation, cellular component: nucleus. Bases 2069 to 3793 code for a protein of 574 amino acids. NCBI's taxonomy places the organism in Eukaryota, Metazoa, Chordata, Mammalia, Chiroptera, Vespertilionidae. The record is from RefSeq and is a predicted model, not a curated record.
UCUCCUUUCCUCUCUGUAAAAAAUCAAUAAAAUAUAUUUAAAAAUAAAAGAAUCUGUAAUAAGUGAUACUAGUACAUGUUUAAAAUCCAAAUAUUAGAAAAUGGUGAGAUGUAACUCUCCCUUCUGUUACCGGAGAGGGGGCCUGGUCCUGAGCGUGUCUGCCAAGGCCAGCCAGUAGUGUGUAUUCUUGACUUUGCGUAGGAAAGAUUUCAUAGGACGAGUCCCGGGGACAGUGAAACAAGGAAGGGCUUAGCAUAGAAGAAGUAGCAGGAGAGUCUAGCUUGGGCCGCCUUAGCUCACUGGGAAGUCAGAGAAAAGGGGUCUUGGAGACAGGUUCAGGGGGUUAGCCCGGGCAAGCUGAGCUGUUGCUGCCCAUUGCUCCCUUGGUUGCAAAACUUGUGGGGUCCCUUAGAGUUUAGGAGAUGCACACCUGCGGGGGAAGCACAGGGGGAAGGGAAUAGCACAGGCAAACUGAUUACCUUCAUCGCCUUAGCUAACAGCUCCAUCACAUCACAUAAUUGCCAUUUCUUUUUUUGUGAUGAGGACAUUUAAGAUCUCAGCAACUUUCAAGUAUAUAAUACAGUCUUAUUAACUAAUCACCAUGAUAUAUAUUAGAUCUCCAGAACUUAAUCAUAACUGGAAGUUUUUACCCUUUGACCGAUAUUUCUCAAUUUUUCCCACUCCUCAGCCCCUGGAAACCACCAUUCCAUUCUCUCUUUCUAUGAGUUCGACAUUUUUAGAUUUUAUAUAGAAGUGAUAUACAGUAUUUAUCCUUCUCUGUCCACAUUGUCUUAAUUUGCUUUGUAGUAAGUUUUGAAAUCAGGAAGUGUGAGUCCUACUUUAUUCUUUCUCAAGAUUAUUCCGGCUCUUCCAGAUCCCUUGUAUUUUCAUAUGAAUUUUAGGAUCAUCUUGUUAAUUUCUGGGGGCAAGUGGGAGUAUAUGUGAUUUUGACAGGGAUUACAUGGUAUCUGUAGAUCAAUUUGGGGAGUAGUGUCAUCUUAACAAUAUUAAGUCUUCUGGUCCAUGAACCUGGGAUGUUUUUCCAUUUUUUUUAGGUCUUUAAUUUCCUUCAAUGGUGUUUUGUAGUUUUUAGUGUACAAGUCUCGCACUGCUUUUGUUGCUCAUUUUGUUUUCAUCUUUGGACUUUGUUUAUAGUAAUUUUUGACAUGCAGAAAAUUUUCAUUUUUAUGUAAUCAAAUAUCAGUUUUAGUUUUAAAAUGGAUAAAAUAUUUGGGGUUUUCUUAAAUAAAGUAUUUGAAUAGAUUUCCCCCCAAUGAGAUAGACACAUGGUUAAAUGAGCAUGUGAAACAUUAGUGAGAUGCCACUUCAACAUACUAUAAUCAAAUGGCUAUGAGAAGACAGUAACAUGUAUUGAUUGGCCAGGAAGUGGAGAAACAGGAACUCUAAUAUGUUGCCUGUGUAAAUGUAAAAUGAUACAGCCAGUUUGGCAGUUUCUUACAACAUUAAACAGAAACUUAUCAUAUGAUCCAGCAAUUCCACUUCUAGGUAUCUACCCAAGAGAAAUGAAGUCAUUUGUCUUCACAAAGACUUGCAUGUUUAUUUUCUCAGCAGCAGUGUUCAUAAUUGUAAAAAAUUGGAAACAAUCCAAAUAUCUGUCAGCUGGUGAAUGGAUAAACAAAAUGAUAUAUCUAUACCAUGGACUACUAUUCAGCAAUAUAAAGGAAUGAAGUAUGGAUGCAUGCUACAAUGUGGUGGAAUCUUGAAAACAUUAUAUUUAGUGAAAGAAGCCAGACUUUAAAAAGCCACAUAUUCUAUGAUUCCUUCUAAAUGAAAUGUUUAAAAAAGACUGCCAAGAUCUCCACAUAAGGCAGAGGGAAUCUUUGUGAAACACCGGGCUGGAGGAUGCCGAAUGUCUGCAUUGUUAUACUCUGGAGUUCAAACUUCAGAAGACUUUGGGUUAAGCAGUAACAUUUACUCUGUAAAUGAUUAUGUCUUCGCUUGUCCUCUAUGACUAUCACAAACUAAUGAAACACCUUUUUAGGUCUUUUGAAUUUAGGUCACACUGUUUUCCGGAUGCUCUGGCAGCUGAAACAGGGGCCUAUGAAAAAUGGAACCAAACUCUCUGAGGACUAAAGUCCCAUCUUUCUUAUCUGAUUUGGGGAAGGCCACAUUGAGGGGAAUAAGAAAGUGUCCCCGAUGCGGCACAUACAAUGGAACCCGGGGACUGAGCUGUAAAAACAAGACAUGUGGAACCAUAUUCCGCUAUGGUGCACGGAAGCAGCCGAGUGUUGAAGCUGUCAAAAUCAUAACAGGCUCUGACCUGCAGGUCUACUCAGUGCGGCAAAGAGACCGGGGCCCCGACUACAGAUGCUUUGUAGAGCUAGGUGUUUCAGAGACGACAAUCCAAACGGUAGAUGGGACGAUCAUCACUCAGCUGAGCUCUGGACGAUGUUAUGUCCCCUCCUGCCUGAAAGCCGCCACCCAGGGUGUUGUGGAAAACCAGUGCCAGCACAUCAAGUUGGCAAUAAACUGUCAGGCAGAGGCCACCCCUCUGACUCUAAAGAGCUCCGUCCUGAAUGCAAUGCAGGCCUCCUCAGAAACCAAGCAAACCAUCUGGCAGUUGGCCACAGAGCCCACGGGUCCGCUCGUACAGAGAAUUACUAAAAACAUUUUGGUGGUGAAAUGCAAGGCGAGCCAGAAGCAUAGUUUGGGGUACUUGCAUACGUCCUUUGUGCAGAAAAUCAGUGCCAAAAGCUUGCCUGAACGCCGUUUCUUCUGUUCCUGCCAGACUCUGAAGUCGCACAAGUCGAAUGCCUCCAAGGAUGAGGCAGCACAGAGAUGCAUUCAUUUCUUUGCUUGCAUCUGUGCCUUUGCCAGUGAUGAGACAUUGGCUCAGGAAUUCUCAGACUUCCUAAAUUUUGAUUCCAGCGGUCUUAAAGAGAUUAUUGUGCCCCAGUUGGACUGCCAUUCAGAAUCCACAGUAUCAGCUUGUGAGUCUACUCCAUCGAAGGCAAAGAAGAGGAAAAAGGAUGAAGUAUCUGGUGCACAGACGAACAGUUCACUGUUGCCUCAGGAUGCACUGAGCAGUAAUCUAAGGAAAAGUGGCCUGAAAAAGCCUGUGGUUGCUUCUUCAUUAAAAAGGCAGGCCUGCAGUCAGCUGUUAGAUGAGGCACAAGUGACCUUAUCCUUCCAAGACUGGCUGGCCAGUGUCACAGAACGCAUCCAUCAAACCAUGCACUAUCAAUUUGAUGGCAAACCAGAGCCACUGGUGUUCCACAUUCCUCAGUCUUUUUUUGAUGCCCUACAACAGAGAAUAUCUAUUGGAAGUACAAAAAAACGGCUUCCCAACUCCACCACAGCUUUUGUUCGAAAAGAUGCCCUGCCACUGGGAACCUUUUCCAAGUAUACCUGGCAUAUCACUAAUAUCCUGCAAGUUAAACAAAUCUUAGAUACCCCUGAGAUGCCCUUGGAAAUUACCCGAAGUUUUAUCCAGAACCGGGAUGGGACGUAUGAGCUGUUUAAAUGCCCUAAAGUGGAAGUAGAGAGCAUAGCAGAAACCUACGGUCGUAUAGAAAAACAACCAGUGCUACGACCCUUGGAACUAAAAACUUUUCUCAAAGUUGGCAACACUUCCCCAGAUCAAAAGGAGCCAACCCCUUUCAUCAUUGAGUGGAUCCCAGAUAUCCUUCCCCAGUCCAAGAUUGGCGAGCUGCGGAUCAAGUUUGAGUAUGGUCACCACCGAAAUGGGCAUGUGGCAGAGUACCAAGACCAACGUCCCCCCCUGGACCAGCCCUUGGAACUGGCCCCUCUGACCACCAUCACUUUCCCUUGAGGCAAAACAAUGGAGUCUUUUGCUGCUGAAUUUGCACGUCCCCAUGCCUUGACAAGUUUAAAUACCAGUUAGGUCCUUCGUGAACUGCUUUUAACUAAGAUGGAAUUUCUUAAUACAUCCAAGUGGAUUCUAUUGAAGAAAAACUCUGUAAAUGGCCUUUUUGGUGCUGCUGUGUAUAGUCCUCAUUAUAGAUGGGGUGGUAUUUCUGGCUAGUGUGUUUAAAGGAACAAAAAGAAAACUAGCUCAUUUUCCUUCUUAAAGGAUUCACCUUUAUAGUUUGUCUCAACCUUUGAAGUAGUUAGCAACACUCCACCUUACACUAACAAUGUUGAAACGUUAAUAACAUCCUGGUUCGGAAGAAUGUUAGGGACCAUUCUGGCAGAGCUCCCGCCAUGCCCUUUUAUUCUGUUACCAAAUAAAGCACAGUGUCAUUAGUUUUUCUAAA